This is a messenger RNA of Neocloeon triangulifer, 651 nucleotides long. Its product is annotated as chordin-like protein 1. The coding region runs from base 86 to 478 and encodes 130 amino acids. The transcript is spliced from 3 exons. The record is from RefSeq and is a predicted model, not a curated record. NCBI's taxonomy places the organism in Eukaryota, Metazoa, Arthropoda, Insecta, Ephemeroptera, Baetidae.
CUGGAUGAGUGCACGCUUAAGGACGUACAAGUGCAUUUUGAAUCGCAGCUAGCGGCGACAAAAGUUAAUUUAAACUUGAAAAAAGAUGGAUUUGCCGCUUUUCAUUCUUGUCAUUGCGCUUGUUUCGGCUGCUACAUCAAAGCCAUCACCAGAGGCUGUUUCUUCUAUUGAAGAAAAAGGUUGCAAACUUGACGGCGUUUCUUAUGCGAGCGGGCAAAAAUUUGCGAAACCAGGCGAACGGUGUGUAAAUUGUCACUGUUACAACGGAACAUUGAACUGCAGCAAAAUCGAGUGCUGCUGGAUCGACGGAUGCACCCCGGUCUAUGACCCUGACGAAUGCUGCCCAAAAUGGGUCAACUGCACUGGAAGUGAUUUUGAUGAAUAUUUAAAUUCAAUGGUUAAGUUCUCCUUAAAGGGAAGUCCACUUGAUGAUGACAAAAACGGCGACGGUUUAGUGGAGUCGGCUCCUAAAAAAUGAUGACAUUGAACCUGGUGACAGAAGGAUAUGGAAAGUUGCAAUGAGAAAUUAUUUUAUUUAUUCACCACAUUACCUGAUGUAAAAGUAAUUUCAAAAGAGAUUGUUUGCGUCUAUAAAUUUUAAUCAAUAAAUUUCUAUUUGUUUUUUUAAUACCAAUUGAUAGAAAAAAAGGU